Molecule: messenger RNA, 4293 nt
Organism: Bactrocera tryoni
Lineage: Eukaryota; Metazoa; Arthropoda; Insecta; Diptera; Tephritidae
Exons: 8
Coding region: 611-2950 (779 amino acids)
Molecular function (GO): protein binding
Source: RefSeq, a predicted model, not a curated record
UACUACUUCCAUUGGAAUACUUCAUGGCGUUAAAAUAAAACUCUGGUUGUGCACAUAAAGUUGCUGAGAGUAAAAGAGUCAAGUAACAAAAUAGUGGAUAGCACAUAAGUUAUUAUUAAUAACGAUUUUUUUAGGAAAAAAUACUUUAUUGAUGUAAAUUAAGUUGGUGUAUGUAAAUCUACGGUUAUUUAAUGAGAUAACGUUGCAAAAGCAUUUCAUUGAAAAAAUAUAUAGUCCUAGCGAAACAGCGUGUGGAAAAAUCAAUAUUUUCCCAUAACAGACAAGAGUACCAACAAUAAUAGUAAUAUCAAAAAAAUAACUGUUACAAAAAUAAAUUAAACAAUUGAAACAAAAUGAGAUUAAUGAAAAUAAGUGAAAACAACAAUAUCAAAUCAAUUCGCAUUUAAAAAUUGGAACUUGCUACAUCAUAUACAGAUGACUAUGAACGCAGCUACCAGAAUGAUAUCAUGAAUGUAAUAAAACGCAUGUCAACCGAAGAAUCUUAACCUAAUAUACAUACGUAUAAUUGUUUGCACGCCAAAAUCAAAGGAUAUAUCCAAUUGUACCCUUCAGCUGGAUAUUUCAACCGUAUAUUAUUUUUGUGCAUUUCAUGUUUCUUAAUCGCUUUUUAAUGGACGUCACGAUCGGUCCCGAAACACGUCUUCUGCGACAAACCGCGGAAAUCGCUAUGUUUCUCCUAAUUUUGACUCAGAAUGUCCCACACAUCAGCUGCAGUUCCAAAGUUAUCGACUCUAAAGUCGGAGAUGGUUACGCAAGUUGGGCUGCCAUACAGGCAACAGGUGCAUUUGGCAGUCCAUUCACCGUAAAACCAGCAGACGCCGAUACGCAUCGCUUAAAAAAAAGAAUGGAUUUGGAACUAUGUUUGGGCAAAUAUGAAAUCCACAAAAACACUAUUAUUCGCACAGGCGAAUCACAAACACUUGGUGGCAAGUACUUACAAGGUCUUGAGCUCGACACCACUGAGGAAUGUCAACGUCUCUGUUGCGAAACGGAAUCCUGUGACGUUUAUGUCUUUGAAGAUAAAAGUGACGGUUAUUGUUACCUUUUCGAGUGUGGUCCACCUGAGAAUUUUCAUUGUAAAUUCACUCGUCAUACUAAUUAUACCAGUGCUGUGCUGACAGUCGCACACAAUUUGAAUGAAAAGACUACAAAAGCCCCAAGUGCAACAGAAGUGGUUGGUACCAAAAAUUUUUCGCAACAAGAGUGGGAAUUAACACGUUUAAAAGUAAAACCUGAAACGCAUGAUAAAAUGACGUCUGGAGCAGUUGGAUCGGGAAAGGUGCCUGUAGACAUUUCCACAGUAUAUAUGGUAGGAACGCCUGUCACCGCCACUUCUAGAGGAAACACGAAUAUAUUGGCAACAGCGGCACCAGAACCCAUGCUAGGAGCAGACCGAAUACCACCAAUGAGCUUGGCUUUUCCACAAAAUGUGUAUCCACCCCAUUGUGGACGUUUUCAGUUCCCCUGUCAUUCCGGCGAAUGUAUUGCUAUCUAUAAUGCCUGUGAUGGUAUACCACAAUGUGAAGAUGGUAGUGACGAAGGACCGGAAUGCUCAGGAGCUACCUCAACGGCAAAAUCGGAUGGUGACACUGCCUCCGCGAUCAAUGUAGAAGCUAAAGGUCAAAAGUUUGCUUCAGUGUCCCAAUAUCAGUCACCUCCUCUACAAGAUGUCGCAAAAUCACAAUUAAUCUCUAUGUCAGAAUUACAUCAACGACAACAGAAGGAGAGGCAGCAGUUAGCUCAACAAAACCUGUCUGGGGUUGCCUCCCCGCUGAUAAAUAAUCGUGAGGACGCUGCGGCUUGGGAAACUCGAAAAGCGGUUAGUCCCCGUCCGCAAGAGCAAGCAAUAAAUGAUGAUAUGAAAAAUCGCAUCUUCAGCCACAAAGGAGGAAUACAAGUGCCGACAACAGGUGUAAAUGCCAACAAUAGUCCCAAUAGUGUGCAGACCAACAGUUAUGCUAAUACAGAUACAAACAACAAUCCAAACAUCAAUUUGAAUCCAGCUUAUAACACUGUAACUUUGCAGCGUAACGGUAUUUACGUACCCCAAAUAACAGAUUUUACAACCGGCGAUAUGUACGUACCGCAACAGCAACAACAACAGCAAAUUCCAACACAACAACAAUAUGUCGUGCCAGUUGCUAUGAUGCCGUCGAAUGUGCAGUGGCAAAUUCAACAGUCAAAGCAAAUGGUUCUUACACCGCAAACGCACAUUUCACAACAACAACAAUCACUGCCAUUACCAUUGCAGCCACGGCCACCUUACAAUAUGAACUUAGUAGAUCAGCAACAACAAGCAAUUCCGGUAGCAGCCAAGGAAGCCUCUGAACAGUCUGUAAGAUACGUAAAUGCUCCCGCAGUAGCAUCGUCGCUACAACACAAAACAGAAGUAAUUGAUUCUCAACAGCAGUCAGUCGUACCUGUGACAUUACCGAAUGGGUCGCUAGUUGUUUCGAAAUCUGUAUCAGGAGAAUCUAAUACUAUACAAGCAGCAGCAUCUAACGUCAAAGUUAAAGAGCAAAAUAAUGAAUACGAGGAGGAAGAAAUGUCAACAUAUUCACCAAAAAAGAAGCAAAAAUAUCAUAAAAUGACCAACCUUCCGAAAAGUGAAAAGGUUAAAAGUCAGCUGGAUCCAAUAGAAUUAACUCUUGAAGAACAAAGACAACGUGUUAUUGUCCCCUCCCCCGUGCACGAACAAUAUAAAUUGAUACACGACAAUCUUGGUUUCGAAUUUCGAGAUCAUGACGGACAAUCUGAGCGACCAGGUGGUGCUAUGCUCUCUUUAACGCUUGGUUUACUUGUCACAGCAGCUCUGGCCAUACUGAUUGGUUGCCGAAUGCGUACAGUCAGUCGGCGCACACGUCGUAUGGGCGGAAAAGCGCCUUAUUCACAUGAGGCAGAUUUUUUAGUAAAUGGAAUGUAUUUGUAAGGAAAAGAUCAUAUAACAAAUAUUGAGAACUCACAUUUUAGACUUUCCAACACACUAACCUAGAGCGGCUGUGGUGAUUCUAGCAAAAAAAAAUACCUAGAAGAGAUUUUCAUACUAACAAAUGAGUGAUUUAUUUACAUACUGACAAAGACCACAUAGCUAUAGCCUUAUUACAAACACUAUAUACUAUAUGUAUAUAUAAUGGCACUUAACCCAAAUAUGUAUGAAAGAAAGUGAAAAGUUUUCGCUACCUGUAAGUUUCGGAUGUUUUGGUAGAAACAUUAGAUAUACAUAUGUACAUAUGUAUGUAUGAUAACAAAGUUGAACUGCUGUAGAGAAAAAAGAAAACAUACUUUAACGGAACUGAAUUAACGGUAAAAUGAAAUAUUUCUAAAUUAUUAAAAAUACAUAUAAAUUCGAUAUUAUUUAAUAUUUUUUUCUUUUGGAAACAUAAGAAGUUAACUUUUACUAAUGAGCUGUAAAAAUCAGUAGAGCUUGUUAAUCUCAGGGUUGUAAGGGAAAUUUAUUUCUGCUACUUGUAUUGUUAACUCUUUUAUUGUGAAAUAUUGCUUUAUUUUCUUCUCUCUAUUGAUGUUAAGGUUUUAUAUUUUCUGCCCAUUAUCCACGUAUACUUCGUAGGUCUUUUCCCGCAAAUAUUAUUUGUACAGUGCACAGUACAGUAGGGCUCCAAAAAGCAUGUGUGAUGAAUCACAUCAUCGAAAUUCUAAUUUUGUUAUUUACAAGCUCACCUAGAUACCUAUAGACUUGUGUAGAGAGAGUAGAAGGCAAUUCCCUCACUGAAAUCAGCAAAUUGUGUGCAAUAAAUAUCCAUACACCGUGCUGUAAUCAUUCGAAAUAACGGUCGUAACUAAAAUGUUAAAUGUUGUUUUGUACAAAUGAAUUUGCACAUGAAAACAUAAUAUUUCACUUGUGUAAGAUAGAUAUUGUAUAUUCUACCACUUAUCACAUUAUACAUUUGAAAAGGUAUGUUUCAUAACAGUCGAAUUUUGUCAACGACGCCAAUUCGGCAAUACUGCAACCGAAAUUAUACAAUUUUCUCUCAUCAUUUACGGUGUAAUACCUUGGGAUUAGUUCAAGCCAAAUUUUUACCCAUUCCAUAAAAUCACUCCUUACCAAUUUUAAAUAACUUAAACUUGGCGUUCGUUAGCGCAAUUUAUUUUCAUAAGUACAUCUGAAAUUCUCAGUAAUCGAACCGCUACUUUUAGUCUUAUAUUCCAUGUUCAAAUUUUUAAGUUCGUACGUAUCAUCAGAUGGAUUUUUACCUUCAAACGAAAUUUUCGAGAAAUCGAUAUUAUUUUGCAUUAUCGGAUAGUAUACACUGU